Cloeon dipterum is the source of this 1160-nucleotide messenger RNA. RefSeq lists its product as uncharacterized. Bases 1 to 873 code for a protein of 290 amino acids. The transcript has 5 exons. The record is from RefSeq and is a predicted model, not a curated record. NCBI's taxonomy places the organism in Eukaryota, Metazoa, Arthropoda, Insecta, Ephemeroptera, Baetidae.
AUGGCGGAAUACGAGUAUCGGAAGAGGAGAUGGAUUCUGAAACCGAACAUGCUCGCAAUUUAUUUAUGCAUCCUGAUCUGCAUUCCAAGCACGAAAGGAAGUUCCUCCAGCAUUGAGUUUGCAAAUAGGUCAGUCGACCACUGGGAAUUUCUGUUUGGUGCUAGUUCAAAGGAAUUUCUUUACGACUUCUGCAAGUACAACGGAACAAGUGAAGGCACGCAGUGCAAAAAUUUCGUCCCACAAAUGUCUGUAGAUUUUGAAAAAGUGUGUAAUUGCACCAUACAGCAUAAUGGAACUAGUAACGGUGGCUCGUUUAGUUUCGCCCUCAGCUGCAAAAGCGAUUUAAGCUACUGUCCUGAGGAACUCACACUGAUCUACAAGCAGGGCUCCUUUGCGAGGGCUCCAACCCAGGUGCCAAUCCACGACGGCAUAGGGAAAAAUAACAGUGGAUCCACUGGGAUUCCAGUGGAAUUGGCAAAUGAGGCAGAUCCAGAUAUCGCAAGGAAUGGAUACGACUGGCUGAUACCUUUCAUAAUUUCCUUCGUUUUCAACGUUCUCUUGAUAACUUUCAUAUUACACAUAUGCAAAGAAAAAUUCAACGUCUUUUUGAAACCAAAGAGGCCUCAAUCAGGUUCAUACUCUGGAGUCAAUUGCAGCAAGAAAAAGAAUAGGGCGAGGGUGAAAGAUAUUGAGACAGGUCUGCUGUCCAAUCCAGAAAAGAAUAAAGGAUCGGCGGAAAUCAAGUGUACAGAUAUUGGAAAUAACGACCAAACUGUUAUUUCAACAGAUGAUUCACACAAACGACCUGAGGGGGCAGCGGAUCUAGGACAAUCCGAAUCUGAAAUAGCUGGACAUGUAAACGCAGACAAGUAACCAUAGGCCUUUUUUAAGCCUUGGUGCAUCCCAAUAAAUCACGCAACCCUUUGAAAUAUGUCAGCCAUAUUUGUCGAGAGAAUUUGAGGCAAACUUAUUCUGUACUAUUAUAAUAUAAAGCAUUAAGAAAUAAACAUCUAAUCAGUCUUGACCAUUUGAUUCAAUAAUUUGUCAUCUUUAAAUAAUUUGAGGGUCGUGUUAUGUUAUUUUUAGUUUUGAUAAACCAUGUUAAUAUUUUUGACUCAUGGAAUUAAGAUGUUUGGGCAUGUUUAAAAUAAAACAUUUUC